This is a messenger RNA of Rhinocladiella mackenziei CBS 650.93, 1734 nucleotides long. RefSeq lists its product as uncharacterized. The transcript has a single exon. The record is from RefSeq and is a predicted model, not a curated record. Gene Ontology annotation, biological process: protein folding. Gene Ontology annotation, molecular function: ATP-dependent protein folding chaperone; ATP binding. Bases 1 to 1734 code for a protein of 577 amino acids. Gene Ontology annotation, cellular component: cytosol; nucleus. Lineage: Eukaryota; Fungi; Ascomycota; Eurotiomycetes; Chaetothyriales; Herpotrichiellaceae.
AUGAGUGACGAAUCCAACGGGGUGCCGACCCAAGGGUUACCCGAACACUAUGCCAUUGGUAUUUCGUUCGGAAAUUCCUACAGUUCAAUAGCACACAUUUCAGGGGAAGGAAAAGUUGAGGUGAUCGCCAACGAAGAAGGAGAUCGACAAAUUCCUACCAUUCUAUCAUAUAUCGACGGAGAGGAAUUCCACGGAACACAGGCAAAGGCGCAGUUAAUUCGGAACAGCAAAAACACCGUUGCAUAUUUCAGAGACUAUGUUGGAAAAGACUACAAAUCGAUAGAUCCUACGCCCUGUCAUGCCUCAGCCCAUCCUAUCGAACACGACGGUCAAAUCUCCUUUUCCGUUCGAGAUACAGAGAGGGAAAUGGAAAACAAGGUGCCUGUCCUCGAAAUCGCCACACGACAUUUGCGACGGCUGAAGAAUUCCGCCUCCGAUUUUACUGGCAAGGCUGUGACUGCUGCGGUUGUUUCCGUGCCCACAGAUACCACCGACGACCAAAAGGCGGCCCUGACCCAAGCUGCGGCCAACAUCCAGGUGGAAAUCCUCCAAUUCAUACCCGAACCCAUUGCGGCUUUGCUAGCAUAUGAUGCGCGAUCGUCUGAACCUGCCACGGACAAAAUCAUUGUCGUCGCCGAUUUUGGUGGAAAUCGAUCGGACGUCGCCGUGGUCGCAUCAAGAGGGGGCAUGUACAGCAUUCUGGCUGCCGCUCACGAUUACGAACUGGGUGGAGCGCAGUUAGAUCAAGUCCUGAUCGAUCACUUUGCCAAAGAUUUUGAAAAGAAGCAUAAGAUUGAUCCACGCAAGAAUGAGAGGAGCUUGGCAAAAUUGAAACUCGAAGCCGAGGCUGUGAAGAAAGCACUCAGUCAGAGUAACAGCGCCACUUUCAGCGUCGAAAGUCUUGCAGACGGUAUUGAUUUCAGAUCUACGGUCAACAGGACCAGAUACGAAAUCCUGGCCUUGAAACCUUUCACUCGAUUUACAAGGCUUGUGGAGGAAGUCAUCAGGAAAGCUGAACUUGAUGUUCUCGAUAUUGAUGAAGUUAUCAUGUCUGGAGGUACCUCCCAUACGCCCAAGAUUGCCAAGAAUAUCGAAGCCAUCUUCCCCGAGUCGACGAAAGUUCUCGCCCCUGCUACCACACCGACGGCAUUGAAUCCCUCUGAAUUAUCGGCCAGAGGAGCUGCCCUUCAAGCUUCUUUAAUCCAAGAAUUUGAAAAGGAAGAUAUUGAUCAAUCCACGCAUGAAAUGGUCACCGUCACCCCGCACUUGACUGCUGCGGUUGGCUUUCAGGUAACUGGUCAACCUGCAGACUCAUUGACAGUCAUUGUUCCACCCAACACGGCCGUUCCCGCACGAAGAACGAAAGUUAUUGAUUCCCUCGAGGGCGACGUCUUGAUUCGAAUAUGUGAGGGACAGCGUGAGAUCAAAGUUUCCCAGGCCGAACCCAAACCGAAAGCUGAGACAAACGGUACUCCGGGUGAUGAUGAGGACGACGAAGCGGUCGAAGAUGAUGAAGAUGAUGAACCAGAAGAGAUUCGUGAGAAGAUCUGGAAACCAAAACAAACUCUUGCUGAAUUCGCAUUCAAGGGUCUCAAGAAGGGUUCCAAAGUAGAGAUCAUGGUCGACGUUGACGCCGAGCUUGCAUUGUCUAUCACGGCCCGGGAGAUUGGUGGUAAAGGAGGUAUCAGAGGUGAGAUCAGGGCUUCGGAGUUGGUGCAGAAUGGCAGUGCUUGA